Molecule: messenger RNA, 1377 nt
Organism: Parnassius apollo (apollo)
Lineage: Eukaryota; Metazoa; Arthropoda; Insecta; Lepidoptera; Papilionidae
Source: the annotation of a GenBank genome assembly
UUGCCAAUUAUCGGGCAGUUAUGCGUAGUGUUGACGUCUAUUGUAGCUGUGCUUACUGGACUGGCCUUCUUCAAAUUCUAUGACAGCUUCAUCACAGUCCCUGAACUUCCUAACUUCGAGUUGGAUAAGUGGUGGGGACCAAACACCACUAAGCCGCUCGAUACUUCAAUAAGACCUUAUAGAGUUGUAUUCACGGACGCUAUGCAAGAAAAUCUCCGAGUAUUGUUCGAUCACUACCGCGGCAGGCGUAGAGUGAAAAGCCUGAAUGAAUCCUGGAGCUAUGGCGUUCACAGCGAUGCGUUAGGACAAGUUUUUGCGCACUGGCAGUUUAAGUACCCUUUUAGGGAACGUGUGAGAUACCUAAAUAAGUUCAACCAUUUCAAAACAAAUAUUCAAGGAUUGGAUAUUCACUUCGUGCAUGUUAAGCCAAAAGUUGAUAAAAAUGUAAAGGUUCUACCAAUAAUUCUUCUACAUGGAUGGCCAAGCUCUUUCAGAGACUUUUUCGAAGUAAUACCGAUUCUGACUACACCGAGACCGGGAUAUGAUUUUGUGUUUGAAGUAAUAGUUCCCAGCUUGCCUGGAUUUGUUUACUCGCAGGCAACAACGAAAAGAGGAAUGACGACUUAUGAAAUAGCCAUAAUAAUGAGGAAUCUGAUGCGAAGGAUCGGUCAUAAUAAAUAUUACAUCCAAGGUGGAGAUUUCGGUCAUUCUAUUGGCUCACACAUGGCAACGUUAUUUUCAAAUGAAGUUCUUGGUUUCCACACAAACUUUCCAGUUAAUUUUUCGAAGUUGGCGCAGUUAAUUUGGGUAUUUGGAUCCAUUUGGCCAACGAUAAUUGGUGGAGAGCAUUCUGAUAGAAUGUAUCCUCUUAGUGAGAAGUUAAGUUAUUUAAUAGAAGAGUCUGGAUACAUGCAUUUGCAGGGCACGAAACCUGAUACAAUAGGUUACGCUCUUCAAAAUUCGCCUGUUGGAAUGGCUGCUUACAUGCUCGAUAGAUAUAUGAUGUUCACAAAUUCCUCCAACAAGGAUACUGUAGCCGGUGGCUUAGAAAGCAUAUCAGUAACAGAUCUUCUUGAUAAUGUAAUGCUGUAUUGGAUUACUGACAGUAUGACAACAUCUUUAAGACUAUAUAAGGAAAGCUUUGUAAAUUAUGAAACUGAACAGAUACUUGGAAGAAUUCCAACUACAGUACCAACAUGGGGUCUUCGAAUGAAAUACGAGUUAGUACAUCAACCUAAUUGGAUUUUAAAAUGGAAAUAUCCCGCGUUGCUUGGCACCACUACCCUGGACGUUGGCGGACAUUUUGCCGCUUUAGAAAGACCACGAGAACUGGCCGAUGAUAUAUUCAAGGCUAUUAAAAAUUUUCUGGAACAUUAA